UAUCUGUAUACACGCUUAAAACCCACGUCUCUUCCACUUGCCGGCUCCACCCAUCUAACAAAAAUCCUGUUAAAAGCAUCCCGGAUUCCAUUGCACCCGAAUUCAGAGCUCUGAAAUCGAGUAGUUAUGGCUUACGAGGAGGACCAGGAGACCUUCGAGCACACCCUCCUAGUAGUCCGUGAAGUCUCCGUAUACAAGAUCCCUCCCCGCCCCACCAGCGGCGGCUACAAGUGCGGCGAGUGGCUUCAGUCCGACAAGAUCUGGUCGGGUCGACUCCGGGUAGUCUCAUGCGAUACCCGAUGCGAGAUCCGACUUGAGGACCCGAACUCGGGUGAGCUCUUUGCCGCUUGCUUUGUGAACCCGGGCCAGAGGGAGGCUGCUGUGGAGUCGGUAUUGGAUUCGUCGAGGUACUUCGUGUUGAGGAUCGAGGACGGGCGUGGGAAACACGCGUUUAUAGGGUUGGGGUUUAAUGAGAGGAACGAGGCGUUUGAUUUCAAUGUUGCGUUGUCGGAUCACGAGAAGUAUGUAAAGAGGGAGGUGGAGAAGGAGAUGGGAAAUGGUGGCGAGGGGCAUAUUGAUUUACAUCCUGCGGUUAAUCACAGAUUGAAGGAAGGGGAAACGAUUCGAAUAAAUGUAAAAAAUAAACCAUCAAGUAAAACAGGCAUGCUUUCCGCUGCGGGAUUGUCUGGAACAGGAAAACCUAAAUCUCUAAGCCUUGCUCCCCCACCUGGUGGAGCAAUCAAAAUUAGGUCUCCUCUUCCUCCGCCGCCCAAUGAUGCUGCUGCCGCAAGGAUGAGUUCUGGCAGUCAUGGCAUUGCUCUUAAAGGAGCCAAGGAGAAUUCAAGGCACUCAACUGAUGCUCUUUCAGAUCUCUCUCAACUUGAGAAGAACCUUCCAUCCAGUGCUGGAUCAGAGUCUGCGAAAACCUCUGCAGCUGGCUGGGCGGCAUUCUGAAGACUUGAGAUUACAACUUUUGGUGUCUUUGAUGCUGUUGUAUUAAGAAAGAGGAAAAAUGUCGAAAGGGAAAUGUGAAGAGGUUGGGGAGAAAGAAAAUCUAUUAUUUGCUCGUUGUCCGGGACCAAGAUCUUCCAAAGAAAAAAAGAAAAACUCUCUAUCUAUAUAUAAUAUCAUUCAUUCUUGUUUUAUCUAUGUAAAAAAGAUAAGAGUGUGGCUUUUUCUUUAA
Molecule: messenger RNA, 1183 nt
Organism: Sesamum indicum (sesame)
Lineage: Eukaryota; Viridiplantae; Streptophyta; Magnoliopsida; Lamiales; Pedaliaceae
Source: RefSeq, a predicted model, not a curated record